GACAUAUUGAAAACCUUGAGUGUGAUUUGGCUCGAGAGUCAAGGGGGAGGGGAAUGAGUGUUGUCUCGGGCGUCUCGCGAUAAUUUCCGUGCAUUUUCGUUGCAGGCGCGUGACGCUGAUUGGUUUUAACUCAUUUGCCCUGCAGUUUUUAUGAUUCCUAAGCAGAAAACAAAACGUUUGGAAGCCAUUCACUGAAGGAGUCUUUUAUUGCUGAAUUCCAGAAGAACAAAAUGUCCCUGGAUCUAACUGUAAAAGUGCACCCCACUGUGCUUUUUCAAAUAGUUGAUGCCUAUGAAAGGAGAAGUCAAGAUAAAGCCAGAAUCAUCGGUACAUUGUUAGGAACAUAUGAGAAAAAUGGAGUGGAGGUCACAAACUGCUUCUGUGUACCCCAUGCUGAGACACAGGAAGAGCUCUUCAUCAAGAUGGACUUUGCCAGCGAGAUGUACGAGCUACACCAGCAGGUGGCGCCGCUGGAGACGAUGGUCGGCUGGUUCGCCACCGGGCCCGAGGUCACCGACCACUCAGUGCUCAUCCACACGUACUACUCCAAGCAGGCCAAGUGUCCCACCCCCAUCCACCUCACGCUGGACACCAUCAUGGCCAACGGACGCAUGAGCUGGAAGGCCUACAUCAGUAACCCGAUGGGCGUGCCGGGCGGCACGGGCGGCACCAUGUUCAGCCCGGUACCCGUCGAGCUGGUGGCGCACAGCGCAGAGCUGGUCGGCAUGAACGUCGCGCAAAACACCAAGUACAGCAAGACCAAGACGUUCGAGCCGGAGUCGGACCUCAGUCAGUUCACCGGCGCCGUACGCAACAUCGAGGACAUGAUCGAUCACUUGACAGCGUACGUGGACGGGGUGCUGUCGGGGACCACCGAGCCGGACGCCACGGUCGGCCGACAGCUGCUCGACAUGGUGCACUCGGUGCCGAAAAUGUCGCAGGAACAGUUCGACGAGAUGCUCAACUCGAACAUCAAGGACCUGUUGAUGGUGGUCUACCUGUCUCAGCUGACCAAGACACAGAUCCAGGUGAGCGAAAAGCUCAGCCAACUGAAGCUGUAGGCCGCUGCCGGUCCCUGUGGUGGCCAAACUCGGGUUCUGUCUCGCUCGCGUCGGUCGGUGUUGGAGAUUGGAAUAAAGGUCCCUUCUUCGAUUA
Messenger RNA from Amphibalanus amphitrite, 1155 nucleotides. RefSeq names its product eukaryotic translation initiation factor 3 subunit F-like. The record is from RefSeq and is a predicted model, not a curated record. Gene Ontology annotation, molecular function: translation initiation factor activity; translation initiation factor binding; metallopeptidase activity. The coding region runs from base 231 to 1061 and encodes 276 amino acids. NCBI's taxonomy places the organism in Eukaryota, Metazoa, Arthropoda, Thecostraca, Balanomorpha, Balanidae. Gene Ontology annotation, biological process: translational initiation. The transcript is spliced from 6 exons. Gene Ontology annotation, cellular component: eukaryotic translation initiation factor 3 complex, eIF3m.